Messenger RNA from Manihot esculenta (cassava), 7290 nucleotides. Its product is annotated as phospholipid-transporting ATPase 1. Gene Ontology annotation, biological process: phospholipid translocation. Gene Ontology annotation, cellular component: plasma membrane. The transcript has 9 exons. The record is from RefSeq and is a predicted model, not a curated record. Bases 1010 to 4930 code for a protein of 1306 amino acids. Lineage: Eukaryota; Viridiplantae; Streptophyta; Magnoliopsida; Malpighiales; Euphorbiaceae. Gene Ontology annotation, molecular function: ATPase-coupled intramembrane lipid carrier activity; ATP hydrolysis activity; magnesium ion binding.
UACAAACACAGCAAUGAAAGAGUGGGGAUGGCUGGCAAAGACGAGACGAGAAGCCAGUAGCGACAAGAAUUGUGGUUUACCGCUCGUCUCUCUCCCUCUCCUUCUCCCUCUGUGUGUGUGUGUAUCUCACUGCGAUUUCCUCGUUCGCUCCUCGCGUCUGCUCGGCCCACGACCUUCCUUCCAUGCGUGGCCUCUCCGUCCACCUUUGCUUCUCCCAAUUAAUCUGAACUGCAGAAAAUUGCUCUCACAAUCUCUCUCUCUCUCGUACUCAGGUUUCUACAGAUCACAUGAACCAGCAAACAAAAAGCCAAUCCCUCCCUCUCAUCAUUAUAUUUCAUUUAAUAAAUUAAAAGUAAAGGAUACUGAGGCUGUGGGAGGAUGAGAUCUGAUCCGCCUGAGUCACUGUUCGUUUCUGCCAUUUCACCAUGAUUUCGUUUUCAGUGCAUUGAUAGAUUUCUGAUAUCAAUCACCUUCGUUUCUCUAAUCCCGAGAUGAUAAGCCUUCUGAUUGCUUCCUUUGCUCUCUGUUUUGGCGCGUUUUGCUGAUACUUAGUUACUAGGCCAUUCUGGAUCGAUCAGGGAUGCGUCAACAUAUGACUAGAAUAGAAUAGAGUUUUUCAAGUUUUCUUAUUUCUUCUGCAUCUUCUCAAUCCUGUGGGCCUCCGUAGCUAAAGGCCUGUCUUACGUCCGUUUCUGCGUCUUAUGUAAAGCUCUCCCUGCAAUUGAGAAGCAUUAUCUUGUUGUAGAAGACCCGCAUUUUAUUUAUCGGUGAACACUGAGCACCUUACUUGAAGGUAGUAAGAUGCUCCAGGCAUAAGGUGAAUGUGCUUUUGUGCUGAAGUGGGUCGUAAAAUUUCAUUCAAAGGAGGCUCAGAUUCAUUUUGGCUGUCUAGUUUUGCCUGGGGUGAUCUGAGGAGAUUUUCUCCAGGGGCCAAGUACAUGCUAAUGGUCGCUUCAAGUGGGGAAAGAUUUUCGUCUGAUUCCCCAAUGCGGUCGUUGGAGGAUUAUUUAUGACUUCUGACCAUCCGUUGCUGCAGUCAUCAGAUCCCCCUGUGCCCUCACGGCCUCGCCACUCAUGCAGAUUUGGCUCCUUCGAUUGUCUCUGCCACAAUGAUUCUUUCAAUUCUUCCAUUACUGAUGACCCUCAAUACAAUCCCAUUGGCGUAGAUUAUUUGGAGAAGGGUGAGGAAGAUCUUUCAGCUGGAGACACCAGCUUCCAUAUUCCAGUUAGAGAAAGUUCCAAUUCUGCUGUAACAACGCAGCAAUUCCAUCCUGUUGAGGCUCUGCAAAUUGAGGGGUUUUCAUUGAAAUGCCCCACGCAGGAGAAUAGAUGCCUGGUAUCGUGGGGUGCAAUGGAACUGCUGCAUAGCAAUAACAAUAGCACAACUGUAGCUAGCUUUGAAAUUUCCAGGAAUGCAUCUGCAGUUCAUGCUAAGGUGGGCUCUGGGGCUUCAUCUUCACUUAACGAUAAAUUGGGUUUUUCUCAGAGGAAGAGCUGCUACAGGAGUUCGCAGUUUGAUAAUAAUGCAUUGUGCGAGGAAGAUGCCAGGUUCAUCUACAUCAAUGAUCCUAGGCGAACCAAUGAUAAGUAUGAGUUCACAGGGAAUGAGAUACGAACAAGCAAGUACACAUUGAUUACUUUCUUGCCAAAAAAUAUUUUCAUUCAGUUCCAUCGAGUGGCUUAUUUGUAUUUCCUGGCUAUUGCUGCUCUCAAUCAACUUCCUCCUCUUGCAGUGUUUGGGAGAACUGUGUCCCUUUUUCCACUACUUUUUGUGCUUUGUGUCACAGCUAUUAAAGAUGGUUAUGAGGAUUGGCGAAGGCACAGAUCAGACCGCAAUGAGAACAACCGAGAGGCCCUUGUGCUGCAAUCUGGUCAGUUCCUACUGAAAAGAUGGAAGAAGAUACGAGCUGGUGAAAUAGUUAAGAUUUGUAUUGAUGAGACAAUUCCUUGUGACAUGGUUUUACUAGGGACCAGUGAUCCUAGUGGUGUCGCUUACAUUCAAACCAUGAAUUUGGAUGGCGAGUCAAACUUGAAGACGAGGUAUGCCAGGCAGGAAACAUCUUCAGCUGUAUCGGAAGGAUGUACAAUUUCAGGUUUAAUCAGAUGUGAACAACCUAACAGGAAUGUUUAUGAGUUCACAGCCAAUAUGGAAUUCAAUGGGCAUAAGUUUUCCCUCAGCCAAUCAAACAUUGUUUUGCGAGGUUGUCAGCUAAAGAACACUGAUUGGAUAAUUGGUGUUGUGGUGUAUGCUGGGCAGGAAACAAAAGCAAUGUUGAAUAGUGCAGCAUCUCCUUCCAAGAGAAGUAAACUGGAAAGUUACAUGAACCGGGAAACACUAUGGUUGUCUAUUUUCCUUCUCAUUAUGUGUCUAGUUGUGGCACUUGGAAUGGGCCUUUGGCUUGCACACUACAAGGAGCAGCUUGAUACCUUGCCUUAUUACAGAAAGACUUAUUUCACUCAAGGGAAGGAUUAUGGGAAGAGAUACAAGUAUUAUGGAAUACCCAUGGAGAUUUUCUUCUCCUUUUUGAGUUCAAUUAUAGUGUUUCAAAUAAUGAUUCCAAUAUCUCUUUAUAUUACAAUGGAGCUGGUUCGUUUAGGACAGUCCUAUUUCAUGAUUGGAGACAGGCAUAUGUAUGACAGUGGUUCUGGCUCAAGGUUUCAGUGCAGAUCAUUGAAUAUAAAUGAGGAUUUGGGUCAGGUACGCUAUAUCUUUUCAGACAAAACAGGGACACUUACCCAGAAUAAAAUGGAAUUUAAGAGAGCAAGUGUGUAUGGGAAGAAUUAUGGUGGCUCCUUGGUUGUGGCUGAUCAGUUGCAGGAAGAGUACCUUUCAGAUGCAGCUGCACUCAGGAGACAGGAACGUAAAUCUACACUCGCAGUCGAUUCUGAUCUUAUGAAAUUGUUGCACAAGGACUUGGUUGAAGAUGAGAGGAUUACUGCACAUGACUUUUUCCUGACACUGGCUGCAUGCAAUACCGUCAUCCCUAUUCGUACUUGUGAUAAAUCUUCUAGUUGUGCUGAUACUGGAUGUCAUGAGGAUGUAGAAACUGUUGCAUAUCAGGGUGAAUCUCCUGAUGAGCAAGCGCUAGUUUCUGCAGCCUCUGCUUAUGGAUAUACUCUAUAUGAACGCACAUCUGGGCACAUAGUAAUUGAUGUUAAUGGUGAGAAAUUAAGGUUAGAUGUAUUGGGUAUGCAUGAAUUUGAUAGUGUGCGGAAAAGAAUGUCCGUUGUCAUCAGAUUUCCCGACAACAGUGUGAAGGUUUUGGUGAAAGGAGCUGAUAUAUCCAUGUCCAGUAUUUUAGCUGAAGACAGUGAGAGGGAUAAUCAUGUGAGGCAUACAACACAACGCCAUUUGACUGAAUAUUCAGUGGAAGGUCUACGUACACUUGUUGUUGCUGCAAGAGAUCUUACAGAGGCAGAACUGGAGCUGUGGCAAUACAGAUUUGAUGAUGCAAGCACUUCCUUGACUGAUAGAGCCACAAAACUACGUCAAACAGCAGCUCUUAUAGAAUGUGAUUUAAAUCUACUUGGUGCUACUGGCGUUGAAGACAAGCUACAAGAUGGUGUACCAGAAGCCAUUGAGUCUCUCCGGCAAGCAGGGAUCAAGGUAUGGGUUCUGACUGGAGAUAAACAAGAGACAGCAAUUUCAAUUGGCCUUUCUUGCAAACUCCUGACAACAGAUAUGGAGCAAAUGAUUAUAAAUGGAAAUUCAGAGAAUGAGUGCAGAAAACUUUUGGCUGAUGCCAAGGCCAAGUAUGGUGUGAAAUCAUCAAAUGGAGGAAACCAUAAAUUAAAAUGCAAUAAGAAUGCUGAAAUUGACUACCUUGAGAUAGCUGAAGGGAAGAAGGAAGGAAUAGUGAAAAUGCCACUAGCACUUGUAAUCGAUGGGAAUAGUUUGGUGUACAUUUUGGAGAAAGAACUGGAAUCAGAACUUUUUGACCUUGCGACUUCCUGUAAGGUUGUUCUUUGCUGUCGUGUUGCACCAUUGCAAAAGGCAGGAAUUGUUGAUCUAAUCAAGAGCCGCACUGAUGAUAUGACAUUGGCUAUAGGCGAUGGGGCCAAUGAUGUUUCAAUGAUCCAAAUGGCUGAUGUUGGUGUUGGAAUUUGUGGUCAAGAAGGGCGUCAAGCAGUGAUGGCAUCUGAUUUUGCUAUGGGACAGUUUCGAUUUUUGAAAAGAUUACUUUUGGUGCAUGGACACUGGAAUUAUCAACGCAUCGGUUAUUUGGUUUUGUACAACUUUUAUCGGAAUGCUGUUUUUGUAUUAAUGCUUUUCUGGUAUAUAUUGUGCACAGCUUUUUCAACAACUUCAGCAUUGACGGAUUGGAGUAGUGUUCUUUAUUCUGUUAUCUAUACUUCUGUGCCUACCAUUGUCGUUGGUAUUCUCGAUAAGGAUUUGAGCCAUCGAACACUAUUAGAGUAUCCUAAACUUUAUGGUGCGGGGUAUAGACAAGAGGCUUACAACAUGCGCCUGUUCUGGAUCACAAUGGCUGAUACACUAUGGCAGAGUCUAGUCCUCUUCAGUAUUCCCAUAUUCAUUUACAAAGAGAGCACAAUUGAUAUAUGGAGCAUAGGCAGUUUAUGGACAAUAGCAGUUGUUAUUCUUGUUAAUAUACACUUGGCAAUGGACGUCAAGCGUUGGGUUUAUAUUACUCAUGUUGCUGUUUGGGGGUCAGUGAUCAUUACAUUUGCCUGUAUGGUGGUAUUGGACUCUUUACCGGUAUUCCCCAAUUAUGGGACUAUUUACCAUCUGGCUAAGUCACCGACAUAUUGGCUCACCAUCUUGCUCAUAAUAGUCAUUGCAUUGCUCCCUCGGUUUCUUCUCAAAGUUGUACAUCAUAUCUUUUGGCCUUCUGAUAUCCAAAUAGCCAGAGAAGCUGAAAUUCUGAGGAGAGGACCUGAUCACUUGAGGUCAAGAGCUGGUGGAUGUUGAAGUUGACUUGUAUAUUAAUUUUUUACAGACACACUCAUAUACAUUGAGAUGGCUUCCCUCAAGGUAACCAUGGGUUUUCCUGUGGCAUGCUGUUGUGAUGCUGAAAUCUUAUAACAGGGAGCAAUUCUCAUGCAAGACCGUUGACCAAUAACUUAUUUCAGUAAAGUUCUUGCAACUAAAAACUUGAUAAAGCCCACAUAUGAAAGGGAAAUGAUGGCUCUGGUUUUGGCUAUUCAUCAAUGGAGGCCUUAUCUAUUGGGCAAAAAGUUUUUGGUCCACAUUAAUCAAAAGAGCUUAAGGCAACUCAUGGAGCAGCAUACCAAUAUUCCAGCAUAGCAGUAUUAGAGUGUUAAACUGUUGGGGUAUGGCUUCAAAGGUAUCUAUAAGCCUGGUGCUCCAACCUCAGCGGCCUGACACUUUGUCUCGAAAAAAGAAGGGAAUGGCAUUGACAGCAAUGAGUUGUUCUUAGUGGGUCGAUUAGGAUAUUAUUGCUCAAGAAAUAGCUUCAAACCCUCAAUUACAAUGUGUCAUUCAAAGACUGAAAGAUCAACCAGUUGGCCUUAGUCCCUAUUCUUUGAUUCAAGAUCGUUUAUUUUAUCUGGGCAGGAUUGUGUUACUAGCUAGCUCUUCUUGUAUUCCUAAACUGUUGGCUAAAUUCCAUUCCUCCCCAACCGGGGUCAUUCGGGAGCUUUUUGGACAUACAAGCGCUUAGCUGCAAAUAUGUGUUGGCCUUGCAUGAUGAAGGUAGUCCAACAUUUCGUUUCAGAAUGUUUGAUAUGCCAAUGAAAUAAAUAUGAGACCACUUCAGUGAAAGGUCUUUUGCAACCACUCCCUAUUCCUACCAGAAUCUAGGAAGAUAUUUCCUUCAAUUUUAUCACAGGUUUUCCUCAUUCCCAAGGAGCUGAGGCAAUUCUAGUUGUGGUAGACGAUCAUCGAAAUGUGCUCAUUUUAUUGCUUUGAAACAUCCCUAUUUUGCAGAGUUGGUAGCUGAAAAAUUCGCAAAAGAAAUAGUUCGACUUCAUGGAAUGCUCAAAACAAUUGUAAGUGAUCGUGAUUCAAUUUUUACGAGUAAUUUUUUAUCUGAGCUGUUUCGAUUACAAGGAACAAAACUCACCAGAAGCGCAACAUACCAUCGGGAAAUGGAUGGACGAACAGAGGUCAUGAAUCGGGGAUUGGAAACAUACUUGCAUGGUUUCACUGUAGAACAGCCCAAGCAAUGGCUUAAAUGGUUGAGUUGUGUAGAAUUCUGGUGGAAUUCGAGCUACCAGAUAGCUGCAGGUAUGUCUCCAUUUGAGGCUAUUUAUGGGCGACCCCCCCCCCCCCCCCCCCGAACACCUUCUCUGCAAUAAUACCUGCCUGGCAAAACCUAAGUUGAAGCGGUAGCUCAAGAACUUGAAACCAGAGAUGAGCUUUUGAGGCAAUUAGCUUAUAACUUGAGAAGAGCUCAACAACGAAUGGAGUGUGCCGCCAAUAAGCACAUAAGAGACGUUGAGUUUAAUAUGGGAGAAUCUGUGUUCUUGAAAAUAAGACCUCAUCGCCAAGCAUCACUGAAGGGAGUUAUUCAUACAAAAAUUUCAACACGUUAUUAUGGACUGUUCUGGAUCAUUCAACGGGUGGGAAAGGUUGCUUAUCGGUUACAGCUACCUAUGGAAGCAAAAAUCCACCCAGUAUUUCAUGUGUCCCAACUGAAAAGGGUGGUCCAACAGCAUACAAUGGCUACUGAGUUACCUCACGGAUGGGAAGAAAUCAGACAGACAAUUGAACCCAACGCUGUGUUGCAAACCAAAAGUGAAUUGAUUAAUGGCUCGACACAAACUCAGCUAUUAGUUAAAUGGAAGGGGUAUCCGGUUGAGGAGGCUACCUGGAUGAAUCAUUCGGAUUUUAUCAACCAAUUUCCAACUCCAGCUUUGAGGACAAGGCUCUUCCUUUAGAAGAUGGCAUUGAUAGAAGCAGGCUGAACAAUCCCUCUACUGAGAUAGGCCCAAAGCCGCAGGGCCUAAGGGUCUAUUAUAGGAGAAAAUUCAAGGAUAAAAGCAACAUAGAAAUGGUUACAGAAGAAUCCAGAAUUGAACAGCUAGACUAAAGGACAAAUAUGCUGUUAGAAGGAAUCAAUGAGCAAUCGUGAGGAGAAUGUGAGCAAAUCACAAUCUCCUUGUUAUAUAAAUAAUGUGAUGCACUAGGGAAGGCCAUUAAGAAUUUUGAAUUUGUUUCUUCGGCAUUUUUGCUGGGUUAGCUCUAGGCUGGACAGGAGAUAAUUCCUGGUUUUGUUUUCUUAUUGAGUUAGAGGGGCGGGUGAGAGAGAUUGUACUGCUGGUUUGUGUUCUGCAAUAAAAAAACAAUACAAAUACUCUGUUCUUCUC